Messenger RNA from Amblyraja radiata (thorny skate), 2594 nucleotides. It is a transcript of the gene vasnb, whose product is annotated as vasorin b. Gene Ontology annotation, molecular function: protein binding. The transcript has 2 exons. Lineage: Eukaryota; Metazoa; Chordata; Chondrichthyes; Rajiformes; Rajidae. The coding region runs from base 177 to 2144 and encodes 655 amino acids. The record is from RefSeq and is a predicted model, not a curated record.
GGGCAGCCCCGACUGCAUUCAUUACUGCUGCUGUGCCGGAUCGCAACCCUGUGGUACAGGGAGCCCGCAAUGCUGUCUCCCGCUCUGUGACCCUGGACUGAGAGCUUCGCAUCCACUCCGCACACAGACUCCCUCUGGCCUGAGGGGUGACCGUACACUCCACACCUCGGGACAACAUGCCAGCCUUCCCUCACUCCGCCCGGCCGACAAGGGAGAAGUUGCCCUGGUACGGACUAUGGGUUCUGGUGCUGCUGAUGGAACUAUCCUGCGUGCUCUGCUGCCCGGACAAGUGCAGCUGCAAAGUUGCGGGCUCACUGUGGUGCAUCAAGACGGGCCUGUCCGCCAUGCCCCAGCGCAUCCCGCCAACAACCUCCAGCAUCUACGCCUUCGAGAACGCCAUCGCCACACUGCGCAGCGAGGACUUUGCUGGCCUCCACGAGCUCAGGCUUCUCCACCUCUCACACAACAAGAUCUCGCGGCUGCCCCAGCAGGUCUUCCAGCCUCUCACCCUCCUCUCCAACCUGGACCUGAGCUCCAACCAGCUGACUGAGAUUGCCAACGACACCUUCGCCGGUCUGAGGGACCUGGAGCGCCUGUACCUGCAGAAGAACAGGAUCGCCCAUAUCCAUGCGGCUGCCUUCCAGGGCUUGGUCAGGCUGGUGGAACUCAAGCUGCAGGACAACCAGCUCCACCGCAUCCCACCGCUGCAGCUGCCCACUCUCCUGCUCCUGGACCUUAGCAGGAACAGCAUCCCGGCUACCCAGUUCAGCUCCAUCUCCUUGCCCGAGCUGGAGUUGCUGGGCUUGGCGGGCUUGGGGCUGGGCACCAUGGACGAGGGGAUGUUCGGGGGCAUGGGGAGCCUCCAGGAGCUGGACCUCUCGGACAACCAGCUGGUGGGCGGGUUGGCUGCGCUGCAUGGCCUGGGAGGAUUGACCUCGCUCAGCCUGCGAGGCAACAAGCAAAUAUCCCAGCUGCGGAGCCACGACUUCCAGCAGCUCAGGGGCCUGCAGAAGCUUGACGUCAGCGGCCUGAGUCUCACCACCAUCCCCCGGGACUUCCUGGACCUCUUCCCCAAACUCCGCAGCCUGGCCGCUGCCGAGAACCCCUACAACUGCGUGUGCCAGCUGGGCUGGCUGGUGAAGUGGGCACGGGCCAAUACACCUCUCCUCCAGAGGCGCGACGAGACCCGCUGCCACUUCCCGCCAGCCUUAUCUGGCAGACCUCUGGUGGGUCUGUCUCUGGGGGACAUGGGUUGCCCCACCACCAGCUCCCCCGUUGGCCGAACCACCACCACCCCCUGGCACCCACCCACCACGGGGACAAUCCCGACGCUGGGUACCGGCCCAACGUUGGCACAGGGCCGAUCUUCACCCUUCGGGGGCAGGGUGACCCCUGGAGCCACUGAAACCGUGGGCAUCGAGAGGGAGAGAGCCUGCCUGCCCACGGACUGCCUCAACGGUGGCACCUGCCAGACAGACAGGAGCGGGCACAGGGUCUGCCAAUGCCAAGCUGGUUUCCAUGGGGACCUCUGCCAGAUGGGGAACAAUGUUCUCGAUCUCCAAAGUCCUGACAAAAGGCUGGUCAACAUCAGUCACAUAACCAGCACGUCCAUUACACUGGAGCUGGCUGCUUUCAGACUGUCCCCCGUCUACUACAAGGGCCUGCGGCUGACCUACAGGAACUGGUCGGGCCCCGACCCGCGGCCCGUCUCCCUCAACAUCCCCACCUCCCUGCAGGCCUACAGCAUCCGGGGACUGCGGCCCAACUCCACCUACCAGCUGUGCGUGGGGGCGCUGGGGGAGAGCGAAGCCAGUGAGGGGCCCUGCACCGUGGUACAGACCCUGCCCGCCGCCGAGCUGGCUCCCUUCGUCCACGACCUGGCCCCGGGGCCGAGCGGGGUACUCUGGCCGGCCCUGGCUGGCACGUUACUGAUCGCGCUACUGGCCACCACUGCCCUUUGCUACUACCACAGAAAUCUCAUCAAGAAAAGCUCAACACCAGGACAGGACCUGGAGGGGAUCAGGCCCUGUCUCCAGGAGGGGCCCACCCCCCCCGAUGAGUCGAAGGAAGCGGAGUGCCUCGCUCUGCAGAGCGGACUGUCCUUGAUCCAAGAGCCCGAAAGCAACGGUCCCAUUGCCUUAUGACCCUCAGUUCCAGGCCUGAACUCAGCUGUGAUACUCUGCUUCAACCAAAGCCCACCGCUGGGGGCCACAUGCAUGGCCUCCCACUCCAAGUAUAUCCAGCAACUUCCGGGCCUAGUUAAUCCAGUCCGGGAUUUCCAUGUCACACACUGCAGUCCAGGGUCCUGAUGAAAGUCAAGUCACAAGGAGGGAUUCGGACUUCCAAUGCAUGGCUGUAUAUAUCACUGUGGCCACCCUUUCCAUUCAGACACCUCUCAGCGUGCAUCAAUAUGUGGCUUCCCAUGGCCUGUUGCACGCCAGCCCUGGCCAGUACUGACCAAUAUAAACUUGCCCUGGAGGACGCAUCACCCUUCCCCAAGGGUGCCACUGCAUAAGCCCACCCAUUAACUACUGUAAAUUGCCGCACACACAUUGUAUAUAUUUGGAAGCAAAUAAAUAUUUUUCUACAGAACA